This is a messenger RNA of Mytilinidion resinicola, 1135 nucleotides long. RefSeq lists its product as uncharacterized. Bases 225 to 932 code for a protein of 235 amino acids. The record is from RefSeq and is a predicted model, not a curated record. The transcript has a single exon. NCBI's taxonomy places the organism in Eukaryota, Fungi, Ascomycota, Dothideomycetes, Mytilinidiales, Mytilinidiaceae.
GAACUUUUCGAAGAAGAAACGCAGGAAGCAAGGUCUACAGUGCACUGCUCUAUGACUGUCUGAAGUCCUCCAACGCAUUAUAGAAAUAAAGAACGACAAUCUUGCCAAGCAUGAUAGCUCAUGAAGCCACCCUGGACAUUAUCGCCAUGGAAUACCAUUUUAAAUUCAGGGCAGCUAGCUGGGACUGGCGUCGAUCGUGAGACUAUGUAAACCUGCGUAUUCUGAUGCUCGCAGUUUCGGUAGCCAGAUUUUGCAUAUCCCCUCAUUCAGCUCCCAUCAUCCAAGUACACCUACAGCAACCACGAUACCACAUCGAGAAACUUCUAACGGAACUACUUGACCUCAUCACCGACGAUCUCUCACUCGAUGAUUUCAGCUCUCUGCGACUCUCGUGCAAAACCGUCUACGCGUCGUCGCUUCAUUCUUUUGGCAUCACAUUCUUUUCCGAACGGGUUUGCAUACUAAGCUUACCAUCCCUUGGGAAUAUUGUCUCGAUCUCCAAACAUGGAAAGUUUGGUUCAACAAUGCGAGAACUAGACUUUGUAGCGGAUGUGCCCCCAGAGGACUUCGUUGAGGUAACUAAGGGCCUCACAGUGUUGCGUCAGAAGAAGGCCGAACGAGAAAUAAGAGCUCUGAUUGAAUCCAAAGCCGCAGCAGAGGACGAGUUUCACAAGGCAAUGAUGGCACAAGCCGAAGCGACCGGGCGUAAGAACGAGGGAACUCUUAGUCAAAUGCUCGUCGAAGCCUUUGAGAAUUUUCCUAAGCUCAAAGCCAUACGCUUCUACCAAGCGACGAUGUCUCCAACCUCUACGAGGACAUACAAAAAGUCUUCUCAGGUUGCAUAUGCGUCCUGUUGCUUUCAGCAAAUCCUGACAGCAAUUGUAAAAAGUGGUCUCACACUCGAGAAGCUCAAAACAGUCACCAAGCCUUAGGUCCAUGGAUUUUCUCGAUCAGGAGCCAUCGUCCCUCAUGACGCUUUCGAUAUCGACCCGCCGGUGUUACGAGGUUUGGAACAAUCAUUUGUAUGCCUCCGCUCCCUCGAAUUGUGGAUCAGCGGUUCAUACCAUGGUCGUUCGAGGCUUCCUGGCUGGGAGCAUGGGAUCUCUCGGUUCCUUUCCGCAGCUACAGUCCUGGA